UUUUAUAUGACCAGUUAUACAUUAGAAUCAUAUCAGAUUGAUCAGAUAAAGUUAAAUAGCUAUAUACUUGAUACAAAUUUAUUGCUACUCAAUAUUGUUGUAUGUUUUAUCUUGUUUUAUUGUGAACUACUUAACAAUGUAUAAAUUUAUAUUAUACGGUCUACUCUGUGUGAACGUGGCCGCCGAAAAUUAUGGUUUGUUUACAUUAAAAGUUACUGAUCUAGAUACAUGUAAGGGUCCAAAGCGUAGAGACUGUAGUAUAAUAACAGCAAGGAUGGAAAAUGGCGUCAACUUAUUCUACGAUAUUGAUAUUAAGGAAAACGUCAUACCAAAUAGGGGUAAAAUUGUAGCGAGCGCGAAUGGCAAGCAGCUAGUGAGGCUGCAAAUGAAGAAACCUUGUGACCAUUUGUUCAUGGGCCCCUUGUUUCAGUCGAUACUGAAUGUAACGAAAGAUUGCAUUUUUAUAAAAGGCCACUAUGCUUUUAACAUUGAUCUAGAGAAAGUUGCUCAGAAGUAUUACGGUGGUAUGUUUCUGUACGGCGACAUGACCUUCAAAUCUGUUUUCUACAGCGACGAUUGCAACUUCUCCUGCACCGUUGUAUCAGUUACGUUUACACCGAGAAACACAACAUCGCACACAAAUCUUGGUAUAUCAUGAAAUAUUCACAUAAUUUAAAAC
Papilio xuthus (Asian swallowtail) is the source of this 679-nucleotide messenger RNA. RefSeq lists its product as uncharacterized. Lineage: Eukaryota; Metazoa; Arthropoda; Insecta; Lepidoptera; Papilionidae. The transcript has 4 exons. The record is from RefSeq and is a predicted model, not a curated record. The coding region runs from base 137 to 658 and encodes 173 amino acids.